Molecule: messenger RNA, 1329 nt
Organism: Oncorhynchus kisutch (coho salmon)
Lineage: Eukaryota; Metazoa; Chordata; Actinopteri; Salmoniformes; Salmonidae
Exons: 3
Coding region: 37-744 (235 amino acids)
Source: RefSeq, a predicted model, not a curated record
UAGCAAACGUUAGCUAUCAGUACCUAGCUAACGUUAAUGUUAUUAGUGGGCUUCGACAUCUUGUGGAAUAACUACCAUGUCCAAGCAAGAGCAAGUGUUUGGGAAAGAACAGAGAGACCAAGGACUGGAUGUGUAGAGGACAACCAUGUUGAAGAUGGAGAGGAUGAAAAGAUGGAUAGCUACCAUGACCACGACUACUGUGCAGUGCCUGGGCCCGCUGUAGUUGACCUGGUUUUGAUUGAGACGGAAGAGAUUGAGGACCUACGGAACAAAGUAGAGGAGUUGACUGUGAGAAGUCGUUUUGGGCUGCAGCAAUUUGUAGAAUCAAAUGCACCGAUCCAGUCCUUCACAAGAUUUGCCUCGUAUGACCAUCUGAUGGCCUUUUUGUCUCUCAUCAAACCAUCAACUGCAAAAAUUGCACAUGUCACACGAGCAAGGAAAACCAAGCUGAGGAAUGAGGUGACACUUCCAUAUCCCUACUCAAGGCAUGCCCUACCCAUGCUGGAUGAGCUGUUCCUCUUCCUCAUGUACUUGUCCUUGGGGUCAACUGAGAUGGACCUCGCUGACCGAUUUGACAUUCAUCACUCGACAGUCAGCAGGAUCGUUGUCACAUGGGCUAACUACCUUUACAUUCUGCUGGGGUAUGUCUCUAUAUGGAUGUUUUUGGAAUGUGUCAAGGCUGUGUUGCCAAGGAGUUCAGUAAGUAUCCAGACACCCAAGUCAUCAUUGACCAUACGGAGUUGAGAUGACAGCAGCCAGUCUCCCUCUACACAGUGAGAUGUACUCUCAUUACAAGUCCCACUGACCUUGAAAGGUCUGCUUGGGAUGGCCCCACAUGGAGCAGUUCCUUUUGUGUCAGAAUUGUAUGCUGGCUCCAUUAGUCACAGAGCUCUUCAAACAAUCAGGACUGUUUGGCUUCCUCACUGAAGACAUGGCAGUGAUGGGGUUCUUGAUUGAUAACAGUGUGCCAGGCAAGGUCUACCAUCCACCCUUUGUCUAAACAGAGCCAAAUGCCAGCAGCACACGUCCAUCAAACGCAGGAGAUUGCCCAUCUUAGAUUCCACAUUGAGACAUUAAUUGGUAGAAUGAAUCUGAACAAGAUGUUUCAGUCAGAGAUCCCCAUGUCACUGAUGGGAAGCAUCAACUGCAUCUGGGCUGUGGAUUGCUUUCUCACAAACUACUAGUGUGGGCCUCUUGUUGAGGGCAUGGGCCAAGAAACAAUGAGCUAGUACUUCAAUGCAUCUUUCCUUUUUUUGCUGUGACAAUCAAUAUUGCCUAACACCCUGUAGUCCAUUUGUUGAUAAUAAACACCACUGCUUAUAAUCCAAA